UUUCGUUCUCUCGACGACGAUCUCACCUUCCACCUGCCAACCUCGUUAUAGACACAGAACAUCCUUUUAUUGUUCGUUCGCAAACGCCCCAUUCUCAAAACUCCUGAAAGCACAAUUAUAUAGGGCUCUCUUCAAACAUGGCGACAACCAUUUCAACGACGGUGCCAGGGUCGGGGUUGCAGGAUGUAAAAGAAUUGACAAGAAUGGAGCGCAUAGGUGCGCACUCUCACAUUCGUGGUCUUGGGUUGGAUGAUGCUCUGGAGGCUCGGACAACAUCACAGGGAAUGGUUGGGCAACUGCAGGCACGAAAGGCCGCGGGUGUUAUUCUAGAGAUGAUUAAAGAGGGAAAAAUUGCGGGCCGUGCCAUCUUAAUUGCUGGCGCACCUGGAACUGGCAAGACAGCGAUCGCCAUGGGCAUGGCACAAGCGCUGGGAACUGAUGUCCCUUUUACUAUGCUCGCCGCAUCCGAAAUAUUCUCCUUGGAAAUGUCCAAAACGGAAGCGCUGACUCAGGCUUUCCGCAAGUCUAUUGGUGUUCGGAUAAAGGAAGAGACGGAGUUAAUUGAAGGAGAGGUGGUUGAGAUUCAGGUGGACCGAUCUGCUACUGGUGCAGGAGCAAAGACCGGGAAAUUGACGUUGAAAACAACUGACAUGGAAACAAUCUACGAUCUUGGACAAAAGAUGAUCGAGGCUCUCAACAAGGAGAAAGUGACGGCUGGGGACGUUAUUACGAUCGACAAAGCCAGUGGCAAAAUUACCAAGCUUGGGAGAUCAUUUUCGAGAGCGAAAGAUUAUGAUGCGAUGGGUUCAGAUACACGAUUUGUGCAAUGUCCCGAGGGAGAACUGCAAAAACGAAAGGAAAUGGUACAUACAGUAACCCUGCACGAGAUCGAUGUAAUCAAUAGUCGGACUCAGGGCUUUUUAGCGCUAUUCUCAGGUGACACUGGUGAGAUAAAAACAGAAGUGAGGGAUCAAAUCAACUCCAAGGUGGCAGAGUGGCGAGAGGAGGGCAAAGCUGACAUAGUACCCGGGGUCUUGUUUAUUGAUGAAGUUCACAUGCUGGAUAUUGAGUGCUUUUCGUUCCUCAAUCGAGCUAUGGAGGACGACAUGUCCCCCGUAGUGAUUAUGGCAUCGAAUAGGGGAAUCACAAAGAUCCGAGGAACCAAGUACACCUCCCCUCAUGGUCUCCCGAUCGAUCUUCUCGAUCGCCUUUUGAUUAUCAGCACAUCUCCGUAUACGGAAAAGGAAAUUAAGCAGAUUCUAAGUAUUCGGUGUGAAGAAGAAGAUGUUGAAAUGACCGAAGAGGCAAAGGACAUUUUGACCAAAAUUGGCAUUGAGACAAGCCUUCGGUAUUCCAUCCAUUUGAUUACAGCAGCGUCUUUGGUAGCGCGAAAACGGAAGGCAACUGAAGUUGAUGUGGAGGAUAUCAAGCGCGUGUAUUCGUUGUUUCUUGAUGAGAAGCGAUCUGUACAAUAUCUCAAGGAGUACCAACAACAGUUUAUGUUCAACGCCUUUGGCGAAAGUAUGGAUGUGGAUCGAGGUGCUUCUGCCGAUAGUAUUGCUAUGGAGACUUAGAGACAGUAGCUCGCUUUUACCUUUCUGCUUGUAAGAAUAACGGAUCUAGCUCGAUCAGAGCUCUAUGUACAGACUAUUUACUCAACAGUUUAAUGUAUAAGGAAGCCAGCAAGGGUCGGAAUGGAGAGAUACACCACUUCAUAUCCUUCGUUAGCUAGAUGACAUGCUUGUUUGGCGCCAAGCACGCCUCUG
Spizellomyces punctatus DAOM BR117 is the source of this 1766-nucleotide messenger RNA. Its product is annotated as RuvB-like 2. Gene Ontology annotation, molecular function: ATP hydrolysis activity; ATP binding; DNA helicase activity. Bases 138 to 1574 code for a protein of 478 amino acids. Gene Ontology annotation, biological process: regulation of transcription by RNA polymerase II; chromatin remodeling; box C/D snoRNP assembly. The transcript has 11 exons. The record is from RefSeq and is a predicted model, not a curated record. Gene Ontology annotation, cellular component: NuA4 histone acetyltransferase complex; Swr1 complex; Ino80 complex. NCBI's taxonomy places the organism in Eukaryota, Fungi, Chytridiomycota, Chytridiomycetes, Spizellomycetales, Spizellomycetaceae.